AUGGGCUCUGCUUCCACCAUGGCAGACGCGCUCGAGGGCCAUGAUCAAGAACAGAUUGCGUUGAUGGAGGAGAGGCUGAUACUCUUGGACGAGGAUGACAAUGCGAUCGGAGAAGAAAGCAAGAAAACUUGCACGUCGUUUCUGUCAUUUGAUGGCGAACAUCCUGCCGCCGCGAAGAGGGCCGCCGAAAAGAUCACCUUCCCGAGUCUUUGGACCAAUACCUGCUGCAGCCAUCCACUAGCAAGGGAAGACGAGAUGGAUCUCACAGACCAUAUCGGUGUUCGACGGGCAGCUCAAAGGAAAUUGAAUCAUGAACUUGGAAUUGAUCCCGCACAGAUACCAAUCUCAGAUUUCGUUUAUCUCACUCGAAUCCAUUACCUGGCUCCGAGCGAUGGACUGUGGGGAGAACAUGAAAUUGACUAUAUCCUCUUUUUAACUUGUGAUGUCGACUUGAAUGUCAAUCCGAACGAGUGCUCAGAGGUGACAUGGGUAUCACCAGCUGAGCUCAAGUCAAUGAUAGCCGAUCCAAAUAAUCACUUCACGCCGUGGUUCAAGCUGAUCGUUGAUCGGUUUUUGUUCCCCUGGUGGAACGAUCUCUUGGAUCGAUCGAAAGACCAGCGCGUCAAUGCUCACUUGAUCGCCGACGCUAAAGAUAAUGUCAUCCAUCGAAUGAAUUAA
Messenger RNA from Puccinia triticina, 678 nucleotides. RefSeq lists its product as uncharacterized. The transcript is spliced from 6 exons. Gene Ontology annotation, biological process: isoprenoid biosynthetic process; isopentenyl diphosphate biosynthetic process. Gene Ontology annotation, cellular component: cytoplasm. NCBI's taxonomy places the organism in Eukaryota, Fungi, Basidiomycota, Pucciniomycetes, Pucciniales, Pucciniaceae. The record is from RefSeq and is a predicted model, not a curated record. Gene Ontology annotation, molecular function: isopentenyl-diphosphate delta-isomerase activity. Bases 1 to 678 code for a protein of 225 amino acids.